This is a messenger RNA of Cariama cristata (Red-legged seriema), 591 nucleotides long. RefSeq names its product cyclin C (gene CCNC). The annotation marks the transcript as partial. Gene Ontology annotation, cellular component: nucleus; mediator complex. Gene Ontology annotation, molecular function: cyclin-dependent protein serine/threonine kinase regulator activity. The transcript is spliced from 10 exons. Lineage: Eukaryota; Metazoa; Chordata; Aves; Cariamiformes; Cariamidae. The record is from RefSeq and is a predicted model, not a curated record. Gene Ontology annotation, biological process: positive regulation of transcription by RNA polymerase II.
AUGGAAUGGUGUCCGCAAGCUUCAGGAUGCAGUGCUUCUUCUUCACCUGCAGUUAUCCAGGCUUUAGGUGAACAUCUUAAAUUAAGACAACAAGUUAUUGCCACUGCUACAGUCUACUUCAAGAGAUUCUAUGCCAGAUAUUCCCUAAAAAGUAUAGAUCCAGUAUUAAUGGCUCCUACGUGUGUGUUUUUGGCAUCCAAAGUAGAGGAAUUUGGUGUUGUUUCAAAUACAAGGUUGAUUUCUGCUGCUACUUCUGUAUUGAAAACUAGGUUUUCGUAUGCCUUUCCGAAGGAGUUUCCUUAUAGGAUGAACCAUAUACUAGAAUGUGAAUUCUAUCUCUUAGAAUUAAUGGACUGCUGUUUGAUAGUAUAUCAUCCUUAUAGACCUUUGCUCCAAUAUGUGCAAGAUAUGGGCCAAGAAGACAUGCUGCUACCUCUCGCAUGGAGGAUAGUGAAUGACACAUAUAGAACUGAUCUUUGUCUGCUGUACCCUCCUUUCAUGAUAGCUCUAGCUUGCCUACACGUGGCCUGUGUUGUCCAGCAGAAGGAUGCAAGGCAGUGGUUUGCUGAGCUAUCUGUUGAUAUGGAAAAG